Messenger RNA from Owenia fusiformis, 458 nucleotides. Lineage: Eukaryota; Metazoa; Annelida; Polychaeta; Sabellida; Oweniidae. The record is from the annotation of a GenBank genome assembly.
UUCACACGAUCAGGGGCUAUCAGGUUCACACGAUCAGGGGCUAUCUGGAUCACACGAUCAGGGGCUAUCUGGUUCACAUUAUCAGGGGCUAUCUGGUUCACGCAAUCAGGGUUUAUCUGGUUCACACGAUCGGGGACUAUCUGGUUCAGGCAAUCAGGGUCUAUCUGGUUCACGCAAUCGGGGGCUAUCUGGUUCAGGCAAUCAGGGUCUAUCUGGCUCACACAAUCAGGGUUUAUCUGAUUCACACAAUCAGGGGCUAUCUGGUUCACACGAUCAGGGGCUAUCUGGAUCACACGAUCAGGGGCUUUCUGGUUCACGCAAUCAGGGUUUAUCUGGUUCACACGAUCAGGGGCUGUCUGGUUCACACGAUCAGGGGCUAUCUGGUUCAUACAAUAAGGGGCUAUCUGGUUCACACGGUCUUGGACAUUGUCAACAUGAUCAGUAGAUGUCUGUUCCAA